Messenger RNA from Sipha flava (yellow sugarcane aphid), 2139 nucleotides. RefSeq lists its product as uncharacterized. Bases 545 to 1687 code for a protein of 380 amino acids. The record is from RefSeq and is a predicted model, not a curated record. The transcript has 4 exons. NCBI's taxonomy places the organism in Eukaryota, Metazoa, Arthropoda, Insecta, Hemiptera, Aphididae.
GUCAACAGUCGUAACUUCGCAGUAUUUGUCGGCUGUUCUGGUGUUUAUUGGAUGCGUUCAUUUACGUUUUCCACUCUCUCCAUCACUCUCAUUCCUCUGUUUUUCUCCCUAUCCCUCUUUCUCUAUCUUGUUUCCUAAUAUUAUCAUUAUUGUUUCAAAAAUAUUUUAUUAUUGCGAAAUUAAUAUAAAUGCGAAUAUACAUACAUAUAUAUACAGUUGCAAUGUAUUUAUACUUCAAUGUGUUGUAAAUAUGGUUUAGUUAUUGUUAAUUACAUAUCUACAUGGACAAUUUUUAUUGAAAUAUGUGUGCUCCGCUGUAAUUGGUUUAAUUGAUAAUUAGCAUGAUAUAGUGAACGCAUUUUAAGAUGUGGUGGUUUAUUUUUAUUCUGAGUUAAAAUGUCCUAAAGUGAUUUUUAUUUUUAACGGGUGUUUGCGUGUGUGCGUGGAAUUUUGGUCUACUACGAUGGGUGCGUCAUCAGGAUUUCAUGAUUUCCGGUAAAUUGUAUAAAGUAUAUGUUAAGUUAGUUAAAUAAAUCGAAUAUCCAUGACUACAAUAAAGACAGAAAAGUUUCAGUGGAUUAAUCCCGAUAAUCACAGUAUAGCAGUUGAUGACCAAAAACAACCGGUGGUAAAUGAAAAUGGUGAUCUUAUCGUAUUGGACAAUGCAAGUGGAAAGUGUAUUGCAGUUCCUAACACGGAAGAUAUACUGGAAGUAUUUGGUUUCGGGUACGUUUCGCCCCCUGGAUCUCCCAAAGAUUCACCCGAACGUGAUUUAAAAUCAAUCGUUCAAGUUGUGACAGAAGCAGACCAACUUUUGUGGAGUAUGAGAACACCUUGUCAAAAGGAUAUUGAAGCUACAAGAGAAAUGUUAGCGCUAGUGGCUUCAAAAAAAUACCAAGACAUGUUUAAUGAUCAAUGUACUGUCAAAAUUCGGGUGUGGAAGCGGAUAUGCGAAGAAUUGAUGUCGAAAGGUUAUCGAAUCGCGGACUCUGUGAACGAAGGUGGCAUAAAAUGCCACCAAAAAUGGCGAAAUCUAGAGAAGUCAUACCGGAACUACCUGAUCAGCUCGACUGACCCGAACACAUCGGCUCCUAAAAAACCGCCGCCAUAUUUUGAAGCAUUGCACGACAUACUGAAGAGAAAAAAAAAGUACGCGAACGCGGUCACGUAUACACAGACGGUGGUUGUUGGCGAGGACAUGUUAGAUGCGGACACGGCAAAUAGCGUCACGGAUAGCAGUAUCCAAAACCAUUUGAAUUACUCUGACACGAUGGACGAAUUGGACGACAUGGACGCGCAGAACGACGACCACUGUUAUGUGGUCAACAGUUCGGGACAAGUGUCCAAGCGUUUCAAAAUGGACCCGCUGGCUGUAUGCUCGACCACCAGCGGCAAUAGCAACGGUGCUAGCAGUAAUGGCGGUGUCGGAUCGUCAUCUUACCGCAGGAACGUGCAGCAACCCGACGUGCUCGAACAAAUCCUUGAACGAUUGGUGGGGUUGCAGAAGGAUGCAUUGGCUGCGCAGGAUCGGCAAUUUGCCCGGAUGGAAAAGAUCAUAAAAGAUAACACGGCGCAGACCCGACGACUGGCUGAAGUCAUGAAUCGCCUGUUUCAGAACUCCCAGAACGAAGAUGAUAGCAAAAACCAAGAAAAGAUGUCUGGCAUGACUUCGUCUGACGCCGAAUGAUCGGCCGGUUACCGCUCGCUCAACAAACCCUAAAAUACAUGAUCGGCGUACUCUAGCGUAUUUAUCGUUGGUUGAGUCUAUUUACACCUGCGGUAUUCUUAUAGACUUCACGAUAUUUGAAUAAACAUUUCAAAGAUUUCCUUUUGUUUCCGUUUAUAAUAAUUCUUAAAUGUUUUUAAUGCAGUUAAUGAUACAUUUCGAUACCACCAAUAUCCACCGUACAACUUAUAAAUAUAUAAGUUACAUUGUUCCGAGACAGAGUAACUUCAGUUUAGUCUCCCAAUGUUUUAUAUUUUUUUCUCCAAAUAAUUUUUAAGUUAUUUAAAACUAUUUUAAUGUAUUUGUCUUUAGUAUAUAUAUAAAUAUAAUACCAUAUACCCACGUCAACGCGUUAUGUUUUGUCUGUUUCCAUUUUUAUUUUAAUAAACUGUGUCACAGAUUUGUACAAUUUA